This is a messenger RNA of Linum tenue, 1062 nucleotides long. The record is from the annotation of a GenBank genome assembly. Lineage: Eukaryota; Viridiplantae; Streptophyta; Magnoliopsida; Malpighiales; Linaceae.
AUGAGACACAGAAAGCUCUUCCCUUCCCAAACCUCCAACACCACCUCUCUAAACUGCUCCGGAUUCUGCGAUCCCGCCUGCCCUCUCAACUGCUACCCACUUCCCGACGACGUCUACGCCCUUCCUCCGCCGCCGCCGGCCGACCAGGGAAUUUCCCCUCUCGUCAUCGUCAUCGUCUCCAUCUUAGCCGCCGUCUUCCUGCUCGUCAGCUACUACGUAAUCUUCGGCAAGUCCUUCUUGGAGCGGCGGGGGUUCCGGCGGCAGCUCCGUGGAGAAGAGGGCGAAUCAGGAGGAGGAGGAGGAGGGGAGAACGAUCCCAAUGCCAACGUCGACGAGCAGCCGGACGUAUUGCUCGGUCGGAACCAAGUCCACCACCCGAUUUGGUACAUUUCCACCGUCGGAUUGCCUCAGUCGCUGAUCGAUUCGAUCGCCGUCUGCAAAUUCGACAAGGGGGAAAGGCUGAUCGAAGGAACAGAGUGCUCUGUUUGCUUGAGCGAGUUUCAGGACGGAGACACCCUCCGGCUGCUGCCCAAAUGCAGCCACGCUUUCCACCUUUCCUGCAUCGACACGUGGCUCCGGUCCCACACCAACUGCCCGCUUUGCCGGGCCCACAUCGUCGCGGACCUGGAGUCGGGUCGGGAUAAUUCGGACCCGGAGCCGGGUCCUACUACUGCCGCCCGCGCGGAGGCCGAUGCUGACGUGGGUGGGGAUAGCGUACGGGUCGGAGCAGCAGCGGCGGAAAACGACGACGGAGAGGCCGAUAUCAGCACAGGGGGGUUUGAGGGAUACUUUGGGGAUUCCAGGAAGAGAGUGAAGAAAUUGAGGAAGUCGUCCUCGAUGGAUUUUUUGGCGGCGAAUCUCGCAGUUUGCGACGAACCGACCGAAUCGGUUGGUUCGGGGACGAGCAGCGAUUCGGGAUCUUUCAGGCAGCCAUCGUGUUCGUCUUCCAUUGCGCAGUAUCUCCGGAAGAGCCCAGUUUCGAUGAAGCGGUCGAAUUCAUGCGGCGGGCGAUUCUUCUUGACGAGGAUUAAUAGAAGCCAGAGUCUGAUUCUUCCAUUGUGA